AGCCUUACUACCUCUUGCUUCAUCUCGUCUUCCGUGAUCCAGUUCAUUGACGAAUUUUGUCGGCGGGCUUUUUUAACGUGACAGAAAUGCACAUCUGAAAACUAUUUUCAUUUAAAAAUAACAAUUUUACGAUACACUCGUAGCCCACACAGCUGAUUAACCAGAUCCAGACUCGCUGUUUUUAACUAGACGACCCCUAACGCCUGGCCAGGCAGAAAGGCCACAAUGAAACUCACAGACAAUGUGCUGCGGAGUUUUAGGGUUGCGAAGGUUUUCCGAGAGAAUUCAGACAAAAUCAACUGUUUUGACUUCAGUUCAAACGGUGAAACAGUAAUAUCGAGUAGCGAUGAUGACUCUAUUGUCCUAUACGACUGCCAGGAGGGAAAACCCAAACGAACGCUUUACAGUAAGAAGUAUGGUGUGGACCUCAUCAGAUACACCCAUGCCGCCAAUACUGUCGUCUACAGCUCUAACAAGAUUGAUGAUACUAUACGAUACCUGUCUCUACAUGACAAUAAGUACAUUCGCUACUUUCCUGGACACAGUAAGAGGGUUGUCGCUCUGUCUAUGUCUCCUGUUGAUGACACAUUCAUUUCUGGCUCGCUUGAUAAAACUAUUCGCCUGUGGGACCUUCGCUCACCUAACUGUCAGGGCCUCAUGCACCUCCAAGGGAAACCUGUGUGUUCUUUCGAUCCUGAGGGGUUGAUUUUUGCUGCGGGAGUGAACUCGGAGAUGGUCAAACUUUACGAUCUACGGUCCUUUGAUAAGGGCCCAUUCGCCACAUUUAAACUACAAUAUGAGCGAACAUGCGAGUGGACUGGUCUCAAGUUCAGCAAUGAUGGAAAGCUCAUUCUGGUCUCCACCAAUGGAGGAACGCUCAGAGUGCUGGAUGCUUUCAAAGGAGUUGUGCUCCACUCGUUUGGGGGCUAUAACAACAGUAAAGGUGUCAUUCUAGAGGCUUCUUUCACACCAGAUUCUCAGUUUGUCAUGAUUGGAUCCGAGGAUGGGAAGAUCCAUGUGUGGAAUGCUGAGAGCGGGAUGAAAGUAGCACUUCUUGAUGGGAAGCACACUGGUCCGGUCACCUGUCUGCAGUUUAACCCCAAAUUCAUGACCUUUGCCAGUGCCUGCUCUAACAUGGCGUUCUGGUUACCCACGAUUGAUGACUGAUGGGCAGCGGUCAGUGUCGUGUUCUUCCAGCAGGUGGCAGCAUUCACUCUUCUCUUGGCACACAUGGGUUUGCUCACCCUAGGACUUUUGAACUGUAAAUAGAUUGGCCUUGAUGCCAAGUUGUAUUUCCUUGUUGUUUAUUUUAUAUCUGUAUUAAAACCUUUUUUGUAAAACAUUGUAAAGUAAUUUGUUAACAUUUUUGUUUGAGGUUGCAAUAGUCCUCGAUAAAAUUGACUUGUGUGAGAGGUGAUCUUAGCUAAUCAAAAUAAAACAGAACUCUGCAUAUGUAGAUUUAGUAUCUUGUGCAGUCUGAAGAAAUGGCAAUGAAACUUGUUUUUUUAAAUAAACGUGUUUAUACAAAUGUCCAAAGAUAUGAUUUUGAAGCGUUUCCAACAUUAAAUAAUCAUAGCUUGAUGAUUGUACCUGUCUGUGAGUGAAAAUUGCUUGUAUGCAAUUCUUUUACAUUCUUUUCUUUUAUACCAGCAUUCUUGUGAAUUGCUUAUAAAACAGAAAUCAGAUAACCAAUAUCCAGUGAUCAACCUACUCUCAAGUUUGAUUUUAUUUAAUUAAAGUUACUUUGCACUUAUCGAG
Molecule: messenger RNA, 1758 nt
Organism: Pimephales promelas (fathead minnow)
Lineage: Eukaryota; Metazoa; Chordata; Actinopteri; Cypriniformes; Leuciscidae
Gene: wdr82
Product: WD repeat domain 82
Cellular component (GO): Set1C/COMPASS complex
Molecular function (GO): protein binding; chromatin binding
Source: RefSeq, a predicted model, not a curated record